AUGAGUUCUAACUCCUCCAUUGCUUCUAACUCUAUUGAUUCUUUCAAUGGAAUUGAUAGCGUGGAUUCUAAGAUAACUCUUUCAAAGAUUGUUGUUGACGUGGUUAUGGAGCAUGGUGUUACACUUGAUGAAGAAGAUGAAAUAGCCUGCAUAUAUUGUGAGCACUAUGUAACAACUCGCGGGGUUUAUCAAUUUUUACAUCACUUGGCUGGAACUGAAACUAAACCUUGUGACGGUGUUAGUGAAGAGGUGAAGAAUGAAAUGAUGGAGAUUCUUACCAUAAACAUGGGUUUAAAGCCAAUCUCUGUUGCUUCUAGCCCUAGUGGUUCCUUCUAUGGAGAUGUUAGUGUGGAUUCGUCAAAGAAUGUUAUGGAUUCGUCAAAGAGUGUUAUUGAUGUGAUUUUGGAGCAUAGUGUUUUACUUGACGAAGGUCUACUACAACGUUGUCGAUAUUGUGAUGAUUACUUAGCAACUCAUGGGGGUUACCAUUUCUUAUGCCACUUGGCUGGAACUGAAAAUGAUGUUAAAGCUUGCGAGGGUAUUGCGGAAGAGGUGAAGAAGGAAGUGUUGGACAUUUUUCAUGCUUUCCGAGAGAGUAACACGAAGGGGUGUGUUAGCGUUGGUGAAAAAAGAAAAUGCAAUGAAGUGGCUGUUGAGAGCUCUAGAGAAGUUUCCAAGAGGAGGAAGAGAGAUGGCUCGCAAGCCGCCGUCAAGAAUGAGGUUAAGAAGAGUUUGAGAGAGGAAACAUAUCGAGCAAUUGCGAGUUUUUUCUACAACAAUGGCAUACCGCUGGAUGCAGUAAAGAGUGAUGAAUUUAAGUGUAUGUGUGAUUUGGUUUCAAGACAUGGCUUAGGGUUUGAGCUACCUUCUUUUGAUGACAUUAAAGGGAAAUUAUGA
This is a messenger RNA of Lathyrus sativus (Indian pea), 897 nucleotides long. Lineage: Eukaryota; Viridiplantae; Streptophyta; Magnoliopsida; Fabales; Fabaceae. The record is from the annotation of a GenBank genome assembly.